Messenger RNA from Closterium sp. Yama58-4, 4728 nucleotides. The record is from the annotation of a GenBank genome assembly. Lineage: Eukaryota; Viridiplantae; Streptophyta; Zygnematophyceae; Desmidiales; Closteriaceae.
AUGUUCCCGUGCUCGAGUGCACGCGUCGCCCCUACUCCGUCGUACAUCUCGGGCCUCACUCCCUGUGCGCGAAGCUUACAGCGACCUGUUACUUCGCCGCGUCAGGGAGGGAGGAGUGGGCUGCUGCAGGUGGUGGCGCGGAGCAACAAGGGGCCCAGCCGUUUGAUGUGGAGCGGUGUUGGGACCACCCGGUGCCAUGUGAGCCGCACAGUCUUCCCAGUGCGCCGCCUGCUGCCCCUGCGCUCUGCCCCGGGCGACAACCCAGGCAUCACUGCAAGGGACGAUGCACCCCUGAUUUUCAACGAAGUGGAAUACUCUCCCGACGGGCUGGCAGUGCUCAAGCACGACCCCCUGCUGGCGUCUCACGAGCCUCAUCUGCGCUACCGCUACGCCCAGUUCCUCAAGCUGAAACGAGCUCUGGAGCAGCACGAGGGGGGGCUGGAGCAGUUCUCCCGAGGGUAUGAGACAAUGGGUUUCACACGGGAGAAGGAUGCCAUAGUCUACCGCGAGUGGGCUCCUGCUGCCACUGCGGCCCAGCUAGUGGGGGACUUCAACGGGUGGAACGGUGAGUCCUGCUGGAUGGAGCGCAAUCACUUUGGCGUGUGGUCCGUGCGGCUACCAGACAGGGACGGCCGGCCGGCAAUCCCGCACGGAUCGCGGGUGAAGAUCCGCCUGCAGAGGGGGGACGGCGGGUGGGUGGAGCGCAUCCCUGCGUGGAUCAAAUGGGCGACGGCUGAGCCGGGGAAGAUGGGCGUGUGCUACGAUGGCAUCUACUGGGACCCCCCGGCUAAUGAGAGGUACCAGUUCAAGUGCCCGCGUCCCCCCAAGCCGCUCGCUCCGCGCAUCUAUGAGGCGCAUGUAGGAAUGAGCUCGGAGGAGCCUCGAGUGUCCUCCUACGUGGAAUUCGCCAAUUCCGUUCUCCCACGCAUCAAGGCCGCCGGUUACAACACCAUCCAGCUCAUGGCCGUCGCAGAGCACUCCUACUACGCCUCCUUCGGUUACCACGUUACCAACUUCUUCGCCGUCAGCUCCCGCUCCGGCACCCCCGAGGAUCUCAAGUACCUGGUAGACACCGCGCAUUCCCUCGGGAUUCGCGUUCUCAUGGAUUUGAUUCACUCCCACGCGAGCAACAACGUUUCGGACGGGCUGAAUGGGUUCGAUUUCGGGCAGUCGGCAGCCGAUUCGUAUUUUCAUACAGGCGAGCGCGGGUAUCACAAGCUGUGGGACAGCCGGUGCUUUAACUACGCCAACUGGGAGGUGCUGCGGUUUCUUUUCUCCAACCUCCGGUACUGGCUGGAAGAGUUUCAGUUCGACGGGUUUCGCUUCGACGGGGUCACUUCCAUGCUGUACCACCACCGGGGGAUCGGAAUGUCUUUUUCCGGAGAGUAUCACGAGUAUUUCUCGACUUCUACGGAUGUCGAUGCGGUGGUGUAUCUCAUGCUCGCGAAUGAUUUGAUUCACGGGGUGAGGCCCGAUGCGACGACGAUCGCGGAGGAUGUUUCGGGCAUGCCGACGCUGGGACUGCCGGUGCCGAUUGGAGGGGUGGGGUUUGAUUACCGGCUGGCCAUGGCGAUUCCGGACCGUUGGAUCGAGUAUUUGAAGGACCGGCGGGACGAGGAGUGGAGCAUGCGGGAGAUUGUGCACACCCUGACCAACCGAAGAUACACGGAGAAGUGUGUCGCUUAUGCGGAGAGCCACGACCAGUCCAUGGUGGGAGACAAGUCCUUCGCCUUCCUGCUAAUGGAUUCAGACAUGUACUUCCACAUGUCCGUGCUCGAGAAGCCAACCCCUGCUGUGGAGAGGGGCGUUGCUUUGCACAAGAUGAUUCAUUUCAUCACCAUGGCUCUGGGAGGCGAUGGCUACCUCAACUUCAUGGGCAAUGAGUUCGGGCAUCCCGAGUGGCUGGAUUUCCCUCGCGAGGGCAACAACUGGAGCUACGACCGCUGCCGGCGGAUGUGGCACCUGAGGGAUGACAAGCUGCUGCGCUACCAGCACAUGAAUCGGUUCGACCAGGCAAUGAACGCUCUAGAUGAGAAGUAUCACUUCCUUGCCGCGGACCAUCAGAUCGUGUCCAGUGCCGAUGAGAAGGACCGGGUGAUUGUGUUUGAGAGGGGCGAUCUGCUCUUUGUCUUCAACUUCCAUCCCACCAACACCUACGAGGGCUACAAGGUGGGGUGCAAGGAGCCUGGCAAGUGGCGGGUGGUGCUUGACAGCGACGCUAUUGAAUUCGGGGGCCAGGGACGGGUAGGCCAUGACGUGGACCACUUCACAUCGCCCGAGGGCAUUCCGGGCCGCCCGGAAACAAACUUCAACAACCGCUGCUGCUCUCUCCUCGUUCUCUCGCCAUCUAGAACAUGCCAGGUGUAUGCACGAGUAAAGGAGGAUGAACCUCCUGCCACUUUACCUCCUGCAAAGAGUGCCCUGAAAAUCGGCGCGGCACUGACCACAUGUGCGUCAACCACAGGAGACAUGGUGCUGGCGACAGAGAGGCUCAAGCUGGAGCUGGUUACCACCGUGCGCCGCCAGCAGCUGGUCGCAGCCUUCCUCAGGAGCUACCAGCUCUCACCACAGGAGGUGCAAGCACUGCGAGAGGACGAGAUCAGUGAGAAGUUCUUUGAGGCACUCAACCGAGUGCAUGAGAUUCAUGCCAACUGCAAGCUGCUGCUGCGCACUCACCACCAGAGGGCGGGAUUGGAGCUGAUGGAUCUGAUGGCCGUGUACCAAGAGGGAGCGUAUGAGAGGCUUUGCAGGUGGGUGCAGGCGGAGUGUCGCAGCCUGGGGGACAGCGAUGGGGAUACGCCUGAAGUGGGCCCUCUGUUGCGCACGGCAGCACAUUGCCUCAAGGACCGACCCGUUCUCUUCCGCUACUGCACAGAGGAGGUGGCCAACACGCGCCACAACGCACUCUUCCGACGCUUCAUCGCUGCUCUCACGCGUGGCGGGCCGGGUGGCAUGCCUCGUCCCAUUGAGGUGCAUGCGCAUGACCCGCUGCGAUACGUUGGCGACAUGCUGGCGUGGCUACACCAGGCACUGGCCUCAGAGAAAGAACUAGCCGCAGCUCUAUUCGCCAGCACAGAUAAACCAUCUUCCACGUCAGCAGAAUCAGGACCGUCAGGGGGGGACGGAUCAGGAGAGGGGGGGGCAAAGGCUGGGGGGGUAGAUGCUGACGUGGCAGCAGUGCUGGACCGCGUGUUUGAGGGCGUGUGCCGGCCGUUCAAAGUGCGUGUGGAGCAGGUGCUGACGGGGCAGCCGGGGCUGGUGCUGUGCUACAAGCUAUCCAGCCUGCUUUCCUUCUACUGCCAUACGGUGGCUGAGCUGCUGGGCGAACAAGCAGCGCUGUGUGUUGUUUUAAAGGACCUCAGUGAGGCAGCAGGGAGGGCGUUCCUCGACGCAGUCAAGCUCAGGGGCGACCGUGUGCUGCGCUUCCCCCCGGCAGUGCCCUCCGACCUCUCCCCCCCGCCUCUGGUGGGCGAGGGAGUGGCGGUGGUGUUGGAGCUGCUGCAGGCGCAUGCCAGCAUGAUGGUCCCCGCUGGUGCUGCCAAACCCGACUUCUUACCUGUCGCCGCUGCGCUGCUAGACCCCCUUGUGGAGUUGUGCACGCGGGCAGCACAGGCCCUCACAGCAAAGGCCGUGACUGCUCUCGCCUCGGGCUCCUCGUCUCUCCCUCGCCGCGCCUCUGCCUCUGCAUCCAUGUCUGCCUCAGCAGGGGGGGAGAGUGGCCCGCUAGGAAGAAGGGGGUCUUUGCCACUGGGCAGGCGCGCCACUGAGGGGGAGGCCGAUGGGGCUGAGAACACGGCGGUGGCAGUCGCGCGGCACAUAUUCCUCGCCAACUGCCUCGCCGCGCUACACGCGCCCCUCGCGCCCUUCCCAGUGCUGGAGCCCUACUCCCAGGGGCUGGCAGGUGCAUUGUCCGAACAUGUCACAGCCAUGGUGCAGCUCGAGGUGGCAGCCAUUCUCGACCACUGCAUGCUCUCUCCCAUCCUCCGCCUCAUCGCUCAAAUCAACCAGGCCUCCCAACAGCAACAACAACAGCAACAACAGCAGCAGGAAGGGGCAGAGGUAUCAGCAGCAGGAGCAGCAAACACCUCCCCACAGUACCUGCCCCUGGCGCAGUUCCCAGAGGCGUCUCCCUCUGCGGUGGCGGAAUCCCUGCAGAGGCUCUUUGCGCUGCUGGCAGGGGCGGAGGGGCGCCUGCCAGAGUUUGAGGCGCUGGGCGUGGCGAAGCUGAGGGCGCAGGCGGCUGGGCUGGUGGCGGGGGCGCUGGCAGAUGCGUAUGCAGCGGUGUAUGAGGCGGUGUGUGAUGGAAGGAACCAGUAUCCUGAUGCUGGGGGGCUGUUGCGGCAUACCCUGAGCACAUGCGCACAAUUCUUGGGAUUUGAGACGUGUUUGCUAGGUGUUGAUUGGGUGGUGUUGGGUCUGGGGGAACUGGGACUGAUUGGGUUGGGAGUGCCUGGGUUUGAGGCGCUGGGAGAGGCGAAGCUGAGGGCGCAGGCUGCAGGGCUGGUGGCGGGGGCGCUGGCAGAUGCGUAUGCAGCGGUGUAUGAGGCGUUUGAAGCGCUGGGAGUGGCGAAGAUGAGGGCGCAGGCUGCAGGGCUGGUGGCGGGGGCGCUGGCAGAUGCGUAUGCAGCAGUGUAUGUGGCGGUUUGUGAUGCGCGGAACCAGUAUCCUGAUGCUGGGGGGCUGUUGAGGCAUACACCCGAGCACAUGCGCACGAUCCUGGGGAUUUGA